AUGGUUCAUGAACCUGCAGUUCUGAUCGAGGGAGUUCUGUUCCGUGCACGUUACCUCGGGUCAACCCAAAUGAUGUGUGAAAGUCGUGGCAGCAAAGCGGCGAGGAUGGCACAGGCUCAAGAAGCUGUGGCGAGAGUGAAGGUGGCUCCUGAAGGAGAGAUACAGCCCAGUACUGAGAUUGAUUUGUUUAUUUCGACUGAGAAGAUUAUGGUCCUCAACACUGAUCUCCAGGUGAGUGCUUACUAG
Molecule: messenger RNA, 246 nt
Organism: Cooperia oncophora
Lineage: Eukaryota; Metazoa; Nematoda; Chromadorea; Rhabditida; Trichostrongylidae
Source: the annotation of a GenBank genome assembly